Punica granatum (pomegranate) is the source of this 2116-nucleotide messenger RNA. The record is from RefSeq and is a predicted model, not a curated record. NCBI's taxonomy places the organism in Eukaryota, Viridiplantae, Streptophyta, Magnoliopsida, Myrtales, Lythraceae.
CUCUCUCUCUCUCUCUCUCUAGCAGUGUCGUUUGGACUGGUCUUCUUGAUCUUCGGACUCUCCCGCCUCUUCCCUCUGUCCUUCUUCCUCUAACAGACCCUGCAGGUGAUCUCUGCUCUUCGACUGCCUCCAUAGCUGCCGUGAGUCGUUGCAUGCCCGACUGUAAGUGAAAAAGAUUAUAUAAACUGCUUGCCCACCAUGGAAACUGAGGAUGUACUGGAGCUGCCAAUCGAGUCCCCCAGUGGAAAUGAGGGCAAGGAACCUUGCGAAAGCAGCGCGAAACUGGAGGAAGUGAACGCUUUGCCGUGUAGUGACAUGGAGGAUGAAGAAGGGUUGAUUAGGGAGGAUUUGGAUCAGAGCGAAGGGAAGGUUGAAAAUGAAGAGAGACCGUGUGCACUCGAUUCGGGUCUCAAUAAGGAUUUGGCCGGCGAGCCAUCUACGGUCAAAAUGAAUGUUGAAUUGAUUGAAUCUAUUGAAGUUUCGGAGCGCUCAGCAGUGGUCACUGGAAAUGGAUUUGUAGCUCUCGAAGAUCACGGUCACAAAACCACUCAUGUGAGAGAUGGGAACUCAGUGGCAGGUGCUAAAAGAGCACGGAUUACGUAUGAGGAAGAGCAACCAUCUGUCCAUGUUGUGUAUAAGUCCUUGACAAGAGCUAGUAAACAAAAGUUGGAGGAGUUGUUGCAGCAAUGGUCUGAAUGGCAUACUCGACACAUUCCUUCAGCCCAAGAUCCAAGAGAAGCACUUGAAUUUGGAGAACAAACAGUUUUUCCUGCUUUGCAUGUUGGUGAAGAGAAGCAAUCAGCAGUGUCAUUUUGGAUAGACCUCCAAGCGAAGAAAAGCCAAAGCAACGAGUUUGUGUCCUUGGACGGUAACUCUGUGCCUCUUUAUGAUCGUGGUUAUGGAUUCAGUUUGACUGAAGGGGAUGGUUCGAGUAACGCAGAGGGGGGCCUGGAGAUAAUGGAGGAUGCUGCCCGCUGUUUCAACUGUGGUUCUUACAGUCAUUCUCUGAGAGACUGCCCAAGACCACGAGAUAAUGUUGCAGUCAACAACGCUCGCAAAGAACACAAAUCUAAGAAAAUCCUGAAUGCUGCUUCUCGCAGUUCUACUCGUUACUAUGAGAGCCCUUCUGCUGGGAAAUUUGAUGGAUUAAAACCUGGGACUCUUGAUGCUGAAACACGCAAAUUGUUAGGUCUUGGGGAGCUUGAUCCACCUCCAUGGCUAAACAGGAUGCGAGAACUGGGAUAUCCGCCAGGCUACUUAGAUAUUGAUGAUGAUGAUGAUGAUGAUCAGCAGUCAGGGAUCAUGAUAUUUGCCGAUGGGGAGACCAAGCCAGAGAAGCAACAUGAGGAUGGGGAAAUCCCUGACGAACCGCGUCGUAAAAAGUCGGUGGCAUUCCCUGGAAUAAAUGCUCCAAUUCCAGAGGAUGCUGAUGAAAGACUAUGGUCUGCUGGGCCUUCACGAUCAGAUUUUUCGAGUAGAUACAGGAUGCAUCACCGUUCCAGUUUCUCUUCAGAACAAACUAUUAGCAGAAGCUAUCGCAGUAGCGACCAUAACACUUGCUGGUCUACCCAUUCAAGGGAUGACUAUUCUCCCAACAUGAGCAGUCGUAGUAUCCCGACACCUAGUCCAACUUCUGCUAGCGGUGGGAGAUUCCAGUCUGAAUGGAGUAGUGGGAGGUGGAGCUCUCGGGACAGUGAAGAUCAUAGGAUGCGUGGUCCAUCAUAUGAUUCUCUGCCGCACUCAUAUCCUAGCAGUAGAUCUUUUGACCGCGACAGGUUUGAAGGUCCUUGGGGCAACGAGCCUCGGGAGUCCCGUGACCUGGAUUAUGGGCAUGUUGGCAGGGAUGAAUCCCGUCGGAGUUACAGCUGGAGGUAAAAUGAUUGAUACCUGGCCGACCGACAGAUUAGCCUUGUUGACUACUAGCUAGGCAGGAGCUGUAGCAUUAUGCAACUGUUGUAUGGUUCAUUUUGAUUCAUCAGUUGGAAGGCUUUCCUUGAAAUAUAGGAUAGUUUACAUGAAUGGAUAGUUUGCAGUUUCCGCAGAUCUUAAGCUCGAAUUCGACUAUAUAUGUGUGUGUGUGUGUAUUUUUUUUCCAGUAGAUCCUAGUUUUCGUGAA